Messenger RNA from Colletotrichum fioriniae, 1143 nucleotides. RefSeq lists its product as uncharacterized. The record is from RefSeq and is a predicted model, not a curated record. Gene Ontology annotation, cellular component: mitochondrion. Gene Ontology annotation, biological process: glycerophospholipid biosynthetic process. Lineage: Eukaryota; Fungi; Ascomycota; Sordariomycetes; Glomerellales; Glomerellaceae.
AUGUCCCACCAGGAACUUUGUAAGGGGCGUGAAAUAACGAGAGAGAUCAGCAUCGACGGUGUUCUAUUGCACGUGGCCAAGCCUAUUCCCGGGGCCGCCGAGUCGCUGCAGUACCUCAACGACAACAACAUCCCCUUCAUCCUCCUGACCAACGGCGGAGGCAAGCCCGAAGCCGUCCGUGUGAAGGAUCUGAGCGACAAGCUCGGGGUCAAGCUCUCGGUGGACAACUUUGUCCAGUCGCACACUCCCUUUCAGGAGCUGGUGCAGGGGCCGGAGGGUUUGGGGGAUAAGACCAUCUUCCUGACGGGUGCCGAUGCGAAGAAGUGUCGAGAGAUUGCCAAGCUGUACGGCUUCAAGAACGUGGUGACGCCUGCAGACAUCAUCCACGCCCACCCCGAAGUAUUCCCCUUUGAACUCCUCAAGAAAUCCGUCUACGCAGACUCCCACGAGCCCUUACCGAAACCGAUCCACGACGGCACCGUAGCGGACGGGGACGCGCUCAAAAUCGACGCAAUGUUCGUCUUCAACGACCCGCGCGACUGGGCUCUCGACAUCCAAAUCAUCACCGACCUGCUCUUAUCGCGCAACGGCCUGCUGGGCACAUACUCCCCCAAGAACGGCGACGCAUCGCUGCCAGACGCCGGGUGGCAGCAGGAUGGGCAGCCGCCACUCAUUUUUUCGAAUGCAGACCUGUUCUGGUCGACGACGUACCACCAGCCGCGGUUUGGGCAGGGGGCGUUCCAGGCUGCUGUGGCGGGUGUGUGGAAGGAGGUCACGGCGGGGCAGGCGGAGUUGAAGAGGACUGUGUUUGGGAAGCCAUUUGCGACUACGUAUCAGUAUGCGGAGCGGGUUCUUGAUGCUCAUCGAAAGGCGCUACUAGGUAAGAGUAAGAGUGGUGGUGCUGGUGGAGAUGUCGCGCCGUUGAAGACAGUGUACAUGGUGGGAGAUAACCCAGAGAGCGACAUCCGGGGCGCGAAUGACUACAGCAACGAGGAGACGGAGUGGGCUUCUGUGCUGGUGAAAACGGGUGUUUGGAGCCAGGAGAGGGGGGCGCCUACGCAUAAGCCCAAGAUGAUUGUGGAUGAUGUCAAGGCGGCGGUUGAGUGGGCAUUGCAGAGGGAGGGAAGGUCGACCAAGAUCUAG